AAGGUUCUCAAAAAUUCAAUGAUUUGGAUGAAAAAUUCAAGAAAGUUUACUUUUCAACGGGCUCAUUGAUUAAGCUUGGUUGGUUAGUGAAUCCAGAAGACAAGGAAAUAUAUAUUUACAGACAAGGGGCUAAUGGGGUUGUUUAUCGAACUUCACAUGGCUGGAAUAAUGUAAAUGGUGGCAGUGUUUUACCGGGAUUUACUCUUGAAGUAGAGAAAAUUGAUGAUACAAUUUCACAGGAAUCCUCAGAAUCACCAUCACCAAACGAAGAAUUGCAAAUCAACUGCCCUAGAUGUGAAGUAACAUUCACUGAUAAUUAUACUUUUCUGAAACACUAUGAAGAUAUCCAUACUCUAUUAUUUGAAAUUACCAGCGAAAUUAUUUCAGACACUACACUUACCUCAGCUUCUGGUAAAGUUUUCAUGGCUUUCUCACUUACCUUACCUUCCGAAUUAGAGCUAUGGGGUAAUGGGAUAGAGGGAGCAGAUGUUUCUGUUAAAUCGUCUAAGGAAUUUUCAAUAGAACUAUCGAUUUUUGCAGAGAUAGGAGAUUUAGAGCAUCAGGUAUCUGAUUCUUGGGUAUUAGAAUUAGAUGUAUUAUCAGAUAUAUUUUCUAUCUGUUUAGGAGUAUUAUCAGAAUUUUGCUCUCCUGUCAAAGCAUUAUUGGAUUCAUUAGAAUUUGAAGUGUUAUCGGAUAUACAGUAUUGGAUGCAGGAGCAUCAUUGUCAAAGGCAGUCACAGAGUGGCUAG
Molecule: messenger RNA, 749 nt
Organism: Diversispora eburnea
Lineage: Eukaryota; Fungi; Glomeromycota; Glomeromycetes; Diversisporales; Diversisporaceae
Source: the annotation of a GenBank genome assembly